AACGGAGAGAGUCCAUUCUGAUUGCUCAUGUGAGAAUCCCUCAUCAUGAUUUCUCCCGUGUUAGUCUUGUUGGUGAGCUUUCUUUGCCAUUGUGUGAUUGCAGGACGGACUUGUCCUAGGCCACAGGAGCUGCCAUAUUCCACGGUUGUUCCACUAAAACUGAGCUAUGAACCAGGGGAACAAAUUGUGUAUUCUUGCAAGCCUGGUUAUGUGUCACGAGGGGGAAUGAGAAGAUUUACAUGCCCUCUCACUGGAAUGUGGCCCAUCAACACCCUGAAAUGUCAAGCCAGAGUAUGUCCUUUUGCUGGAAUUUUAGCAAAUGGAGUCGUGCGCUAUACGACCUUUGAAUACCCAAAUUCUGUGAACUUUACUUGCAAUAAAGGAUUUUAUCUGAAUGGAAGUGCUUCUGUUAAGUGCACAGAAGAAGGAAACUGGAGUCCGUCUGUACCCAGCUGCUCUCCUGUAACUUGUCCUCCACCAUCCAUACCCAAUUUUGCAACACUAAAACUGCGUAAGUUAUCAGUUGAAAACAGUUCCUUCUAUCAAGACACAGCAACCUUUGAGUGCUUGCCACGUUAUGCAAUGUUUGGGAAUGACACAAUUAGAUGCACAGAACAUGGGAAUUGGACUGAACUACCAGAAUGCAGGGAAGUAAAAUGUCCUUUUCCAACAAGACCAGACAAUGGAUUUGUAAACUAUCCCGCAAAUCAUGCACUUUAUUAUAAAGACAAAGCCACUUAUGGCUGCCAUGAGACAUAUGUCCUAGACGGACCAGAAGAAGUAGAAUGUGGAAAAUUUGGAACCUGGUCUGCCUCACCAACAUGCAAAGCAUCUUGUAAAAUUUCUGUUAAAAAGGCUGUUGUGCUAUACAAAGGAGAGAAGGUGAAUAUCCAAGACAAAUUUAAGAAUGGAAUGCUACAUGGUGAAACCAUUAGUUUCUUCUGCAAAGAUAAAGAAAGGAAAUGCAGUUACACUGAGGAUGCUCAAUGCUUAAAUGGGAAUAUUGAAAUUCCCAAGUGCUUCAAAGAACACAGCUCUUGGGCUUUCUGGAAAACAGAUGCAUCUGACAGACAACCAUGUGAAGGUGUUUAAAAAUUCAAAAUUCAGUAUGAAAUAUUUGUAUCUCUUAAAAUCAAAGAUGGAGUAAAACUGAGUUCUCUAUUGCAUUCUUUCAGCUCUUCCAAGACUUUUCCUUUCCAUAGCUUACUCAAUUUCCUUCUCAUAGCUAAGUGACUCAAAUGUCUAGAAAACCAUCAUUUUCACAGUGGUAAAGUAGAUAGUGGAAACAUUUGUCAGUUCACUUCAAUUCCUCAGCACCAUUCCAUUACUUCACAAAGAGUUGCCCUCAAAACCACAGAUAAAUGAAGUGUAAGUGUCUUGGAGCUUGAACUUUCUAGGCAAUUUCCUUACCUCUCCAUUUUGGUGUGUGAGCUAGUAAUAUCUCUAUGAAUCUAUUAAGUGGUAAAUAGAGUAGAUAGGCCUUGAUUAUAUCCAAAUUGAAUUAAUUAUUCUUUUCUUUUGUGGAGCUUAUAUUUCAACUACUGUGAGGUAAUUCUCAUUAAGCUAUAUUGACCUACAGCCAACAGACCAAGUUAGUUUGGGCUAAACGAUGCUUGAGAAAUUGUUCGACUUACUUUUAAUAGAAUUAAAUUGGAUUCUUUGUUCUAUUCCUCUACUCUGUGGCCUUCACUGAAGUAGAAUGGGACUACACAAAUUCAAGGGCCGUUUUGUAGUAGCCAGGUUAGAGAUGGCUGGGCCCUAAGUGCAGGGUGGUUACCUGAACAAAACAUGCUGUCCCUAUUGAUGGCUUAUUUUAGGUUAUGUUCCUCUUCAGGUUCAAGAGCAAUUAGGCACAUGGCUAGGCUCAGAGACGAGUAAAAUUGAAAACAUUUUCUCUCUGACUCACCAUCACUUCAGUCUAACCUGAGGAAAAUAUCUUUUUCUCUUUGGGUUAGCUUCUGCUCUCUCAAUCUCAGACAGCACACAUAUUUUCUUGGACUAAAAUCAUUGUUAAUGCCCGUAUUCUUUAAUAGUUGCUGUGAUAACACAGAAAUACAAAUAAGCAUUUAAAUAAACAGGCUUUCAUUUA
This is a messenger RNA of Trichosurus vulpecula (common brushtail), 2089 nucleotides long. It is a transcript of the gene APOH, whose product is annotated as apolipoprotein H. Lineage: Eukaryota; Metazoa; Chordata; Mammalia; Diprotodontia; Phalangeridae. The record is from RefSeq and is a predicted model, not a curated record. The coding region runs from base 46 to 1092 and encodes 348 amino acids. The transcript is spliced from 8 exons.